Messenger RNA from Vairimorpha ceranae, 213 nucleotides. RefSeq lists its product as hypothetical. Bases 1 to 213 code for a protein of 70 amino acids. The transcript has a single exon. NCBI's taxonomy places the organism in Eukaryota, Fungi, Microsporidia, Nosematidae. The record is from RefSeq and is a predicted model, not a curated record.
AUGACACAAAAAUUAUCUUUGAGUGAAAAGUUCGAGAUUAAGGCUUUCUUAGAAAUUGGUUGGAAACAAAAAGAAAUUGCAAAAAAGUUUUUGAUAAGCCAAUCGACAGUUUUGAAAAAAAAAAUUAAUGAAACAGGACAAUUGGAAAGAAAAUCGGGUUCUGGUAGGCCUUCAUUAAUUAAUAGUAAUGAUAUAUCUUAUUUGAAAAAAUAA